Messenger RNA from Annulohypoxylon truncatum, 3081 nucleotides. RefSeq lists its product as uncharacterized. NCBI's taxonomy places the organism in Eukaryota, Fungi, Ascomycota, Sordariomycetes, Xylariales, Hypoxylaceae. The transcript has a single exon. The record is from RefSeq and is a predicted model, not a curated record. Bases 126 to 2756 code for a protein of 876 amino acids.
GCACAGCAUAGCGAAAUCUUUUUGUAUUUGAUUUAGACGUCUUGAUAUCAUCGAUAUAGAAGAGAAAACCAAAGCUUCAGCGAAGAAAAGAAAAGAAAACAAUAAAGCACGAAAUUAAACGGCAGAUGAUACAGGAACACCACCAUGACCAAGGCGCCGGCCAGGAACGGCGGGUAGGGUCUAAGCACCGGCUCAGCAGCAGCGGCAGCAGCAAUAACGGAAGCGUCAUCUCGCGGGUCCUGGGUAGCUUCCGUCAGAAGAUUCGAGAGGAGAGGAAUAAAAAGAAAAAGAAAUCGUCGUCGCUGGACUUCGGCGAAGGCCACGAUGACUGGGCCGCCGUCGCCGCGGCCAAUUACCAGGGCACGCACCAUCCGGACCGGCCGAGCCAAGACAAGCGGGUCAAGACGAUCCUCUCGGACGACGAGUACGCCGCCGAGAUCGAGCGGAUGCAGGAGCGAAGCCAGUCGCACUACAACACCGGCGUCCACUACGACACUGGCGGCCACUACGGCGCCGACGAACAGCGAGCGGCGAGCCGGACCUCGUCGCAGCUGACCGACCUGCCCAACUUCAGCUACUCGUCCAAGAGCCCCAAGCACAGGAAGAGCUCGGCCUCUCCUGCGUCGCCCGCGUUUCCCAUGUUCGAGGGACACGAAUGGCCGCAGCCGCCGAGAGAGCCGCCGAGGGAGAACGCGAGCAUGAAGGACCAUUUCCAGUACCAACACCAGCCUCAGGCUCCGCCGCAGCCACCUCAGUCUCAACUUCAGUCCGUGAUGUCACCCGUCUCGCCUAGCGCGAGGACCAUACAAGUGUACAACGAGUGCUCGAACGACGUCCUCGAUCGGGGCCCGAUCGUGCGGCACAUCGCGACGACGCGACCUCACCUGCUGUUACCGCGCAAGGCGCCCUCGCCGCCAAAGCCGAAAAAGUCACCCUCCCCCGUGCCCCAAACCCAAGCCCAACCCCAAUAUUCGCCGCUACCCUCACCAUCACCCUUACCACCCCCACGCAUCGCAACCCCACACGCCUCCUCAGGCCCGCCAACCCCACCGCCCUCCUCAGCAGAAGCAGACAACCGCCGCUCAUCCAACGGCUCGCUCUCGCUCUACAAGCGCAGACACUGCUCCUCGGACCUGACCCUCGGCGACGCGAACCCAGAGCACACGCACCGGCACUCCAUCUACCACAACCCGAACGCCACCACAACAGAGCUACUACGGUCCACCACGCAGCACUCGCCGCCGACCUCGCCCAAGACCCCCGCCCCGCCGCCGCGCGGCGCCGAGGAGCGGGACGCGUAUUUCCCAGAUACCCACUUGGACGAGCUGCCGCGCCUGUGCCCGUGGCCGGGCUGCACGGCCGUCCUGCGCACAGAGCAGGAGAAGGCGGAUAACCUGUGCGGCGACUGCCACGAGACGCUGUGUCCGCGCGAGAGCGCCUUCUUCGGGCGCAAGGGGACGAGCCCGCACUCUUCUAGCAUGAACCACGGGGUAGCGACGGCGAUAGCGACAGCGGUGCCGCCGGUGCCGGCGCGCGGCGACGACGCGGACGCGCUGAGGGCGCUGGGCGGGACCAAGGUCAGCCUGGCGGAGAACGUGAAGGUGAACCGGGCGCCGCGCGGGUCCGUGAAGCUGGUCAACAGCAAGUUCAGCAGCGUCAGCGGCUUCAAGCUGCAGCCGCCGCCGUUGGGCAAGCGGGCGCAGCAGCAGCAGCAGCAGCAGCAGACCCAACAGGGGCAGGGACUGGCUCAGCAGCGGAGUCCGACGACACCGAAUAGUCCGACGUCGCCGACGACGCCGGCGAGCUCGGACCAGAGCCCGAUGCAGAACCGUCGGCCGUCCCAGCAGCACUCGCCGAGGCCGUCGCUCCCGCGCCGGAGCCACGACGAGGGGCAGGCUGCUGCUGGCAGCAACGCGGGGAAGCGGAUGUCGUCACGCGAGUUCGCGUACAAGCACGAGUCGGCCAUGGUGCAGCCUUUGUCGCCUGCGAACUCCUCCACGUCGGGUCCCAGCAAAGGCAACAACAACAACAAUAACAACAGCAACGGGGAGCAGCAGCAGCAUCAUCAGCACCAACAACACAUCGGGUUCCAGGACGUGCGGUGGGAGCCGCCGUCGCCGAAGGUAGCGCGGCGCAAGACGACGGUAAUCAAGUUCAAGCCGAUAUUCAAGUCCGCCUUCCGGCCGGACCCGUACGCGAACCGCGCAAGCCGGCACGUGAGCAGAUACUCGCGCUACUCCCACGCCUCGACGGCGACGCGUGCCGAUUCGCCCAGCCUCAGCGAGGGGUCCUGGAUGACCGAUUCGGCGGCGUCGUUGUCGCCGGUCACCAGCAGCGAAUCUGAGAGCGAGAGCGAGAACGAGUACGGGAUAGACCGCGGUCACCAGCAAUCGAAAUUGCAAGCGCAAUCGCAACCACAACCGCCGCCGCCCCCGCCGCCCCGGCAGCAGCAGCAGCAGCGUAACGCGCCAGCCCCGGCGCACAAAGAAGCGCAUGUCCAAUUUGCUACUCCCGUAACACAAAGACCUGCUCCCAAAGAGCGGCGGCUUAGCCAACUAGUCGCGGUUAAGCAGGAGAAAGCACCGCCCUCCCGGGACACCAUACUGUACCGGGAGAUCGAGGACAUCAUCGACUGCUACACGAUGGGAGGCGACGGGAGCGACGAGGAGAACGAGCGCAGAAAGGCGGAUAACAUCGCCUCGUUCUUCUCAAAGGAACCGGAGGCCGUGUGGAUGAGGAAGAAGGGGUUUAUCUAAAUCCGAAUCUAAGUUGUCCUAGAGCAAAAAAAUGAGAAGACUACAGUAUAAAAAGGAGAAAAGGUUAGCUAGCAUAGCACUUGGUAGAAUAGUCAGGGAAAACAGUAGAUAGGGGAAAAUUUAGGCAACUCAAUUAUGACAGCGACUUAGGUAGUCAGUCCUUAUGAAUCUGUGAUCCGAAUCAACUAUGAGCCCUUCCACCUUUUUUCCCAUAUCGUGUCAAUCCCUUUUCCUAGGGAGAAAUCAACCAUUUUGGGGUAUAGCAAAGAUCUGAGCCCUGCAUUCCUUCCUGUAACACCGUGCUAUGCAACUGAAACGACUAAAA